Molecule: messenger RNA, 1649 nt
Organism: Daktulosphaira vitifoliae (grape phylloxera)
Lineage: Eukaryota; Metazoa; Arthropoda; Insecta; Hemiptera; Phylloxeridae
Exons: 7
Coding region: 405-893 (162 amino acids)
Molecular function (GO): actin binding
Source: RefSeq, a predicted model, not a curated record
UCCACUACCAAGUCGACAAACUUUGAUGUUUGCCAUAUUUGUCUAAAUUUAGAAUAAUACACCGAGAAUAUGGUAAAGGUUCGCAUCCUUCCCAAUCAUAAAGGUAAUCCUGCAUUUCUCGUAAAAUAAAAGUGUUUUUCACCUGUAAAUGGAAUUUCAUUAUAAAUCAAAAUUCUUGCAACGUUCAAAACAUUAAAAAACAUAAAUGGCCAAAGCAACACGAUCUACUUUCUUAUGAAAAAGAUGACUUAUCCAAUAGUGUACAAUGUAAUCCAUCUCUACGUCUACCUAGAAUUCGUCCAGAAGCAACAAGCACAAUUGUAUCUAAAAGAACUUGUAGACAAAAAGAAAAAGAUGAUAGCUUAAAAUUAAUUACUCAGAAAUUAUCGAUCAUUACAGACGAAAUGAACGAAAUAAAAACAGACAUGUCGCAAUUAAAAAAGAUAUUUGAAAAUUAUGUGGAACGUAAAAGCAUAUCUGAAAACAGCGAUACAGAAAUUUAUGUUCCAUCAUAUUUAUAUCCGCAGUAUACUAAUUCGUUAUCUACACUUCCGCCAAGUCGGACUACUCGUCGGUUCAAGAAAAAUAAAGCUAAUGGAGAUGCACCUGAUCCAAGGUAUUUCUUGUUUGAAGAAAUCAGGCGAGGCAUAAAAUUAAGGCCAGUCAAUUGGUCCUCAAAUAAUAAAAAUCCUGAUAAAUUUCAUAGUAAGGAUGAAGAUAUUUUAAACGAAACCAAAGAAGGCGUAAAACCUUUGAAAGAAAAAUCGAUUGAUAUUUUGGAUAAAAAUGGGCUGUCUGGUAGUCUAUCCAAAGCAAUGACUGUUAGUUCUAAAGUUUCUUGCAGCAACACGAGUUCUGGUGAUUCUGUAGACAAUUAUAAAAAUGAUAAAUAAUAAUUUGUUCAAUUUAAUUUAAACUAAAAAAAUAUGACUAAGUAAUAUUAAUAUGGGUAAAUUAUGCUAUAUAAUUAAUUAAUUAAUUAACAUUUUAAACUUUUUAAUAUAAUACGAGGGCUUAAUAUAUUCUAUAUCUAGUUUACGCUUUCUCAACGUAAGACUUUCAUAUACAGAAACGGUGAAAUAAUAACUUAAGCGAAAUAAUGGGAUUAUUGAUAAUCGAUAACUCGACAUACUGAUUGCAAAAAGUUUAUUAAAAUUGGCUUGCACAAUGUUAUUCAUACUAAAAAACCUUCUUAGUAUCACGAGUUCAAAUAGGCUCGAUACACUAAAUUUUAACUAAAACUCUUAACACAGCUACCGAACAUUGCCAGUUAUGGAUAUGUAUUGGAAAACAUAAGAAAUUAAAAUGUUAUAUAAAUUAAGGUGCAGAAUAGGAGAAUGUGGUUCAAGUUGUCGUAACGUAAAGCCUAAUCGCUUUGUCACCAUUAACUUCAAUCAUCAAGAAACCAGUAUGCCCUUUGAAUAUAAAUACGAUAAAGUGUGUCGUUGAGCAUAUACACGUCCCCAUUACUUUAAGUCAAGUGCUACAUUAGCAUCCAAAUAUCCCUUGACUAUUGUUUAAAAUGAAGUUAAUUUAGGUGCCAUACACUUAAAUACUUUUCGUUAUAGCAAUAAAUAAAAAAAAUAAUUAAUUGAAAUUAUAAAACUUUUAUAAUUGUAAAAAGACUUCAGAGGUAGUGUUGUUUAAAU